Molecule: messenger RNA, 693 nt
Organism: Seriola dumerili (greater amberjack)
Lineage: Eukaryota; Metazoa; Chordata; Actinopteri; Carangiformes; Carangidae
Gene: cacng1
Product: calcium voltage-gated channel auxiliary subunit gamma 1
Exons: 4
Coding region: 1-693 (230 amino acids)
Biological process (GO): calcium ion transmembrane transport; regulation of calcium ion transmembrane transport via high voltage-gated calcium channel
Cellular component (GO): membrane; L-type voltage-gated calcium channel complex
Molecular function (GO): voltage-gated calcium channel activity; calcium channel regulator activity
Source: RefSeq, a predicted model, not a curated record
AUGCACAAGCGAACAAAGAUAAAGAUUGCCGUCUUCGUGCUGCUGGUGGGUAUGGCUUGCAUGUUCACAGCGGUGGUAACGGACCACUGGGCAGUGCUCAGCCCGCAAGUGGAGAAACUGAAUGACACCUGUGAGGCGGCCCACUUUGGCCUGUGGAGGCUGUGCAAGAAGCACAUUUACAUUAGCUCGGAAAACUACGUGGAGGGGCAUGGCUGCGGACCCAUCAGCCUGCCUGGAGAUGAAAACUGCACUUACUUCAGGCACUUCACUCCAGGGCAGGAUGCUGAGAUAUUUGAAUAUAAAACACAAAAAGAGUACAACAUCUCUGCUGCAGCCGUCUCCAUCUUCAGUCUGGCCUUCACAAUACUGGGGUCUCUGUGUUUGCUGGGAUCCUGUACUGGUAAAGGCAAAGGAAGAGACUACCUCCUCAAACCUGCUGGCAUGUUCUUUGCAUUUGCAGGUCUCUGUUCCUUCAUCUCACUGGAGGUGAUGCGACAGUCAGUCAAACGAAUGAUUGAGAGCAAGGACACCAUUUGGAUCGAGUACUACUACUCCUGGUCUUUUGCCUGCGCCUGCACCGGCUUCAUCCUCCUCUUUCUCACUGGCAUCGCCCUGCUGAUUCUUUCCAUGCCCCAGAUGCCCAGGAAUCCAUGGGAGACUUGCAUGGACGCUGAGCCGGAUCAAGCGGAAUGA